Messenger RNA from Chaetomium globosum CBS 148.51, 186 nucleotides. RefSeq lists its product as uncharacterized. The record is from RefSeq and is a predicted model, not a curated record. Lineage: Eukaryota; Fungi; Ascomycota; Sordariomycetes; Sordariales; Chaetomiaceae. Bases 1 to 186 code for a protein of 61 amino acids. The transcript has 2 exons.
AUGGGUGUGGACAGGUGCGGCGCAUUGGUGGAGAAGGAUGAACAAGUUUGUCCCGGCAAGGCAUGGUGCGAAUGCGCCGCGAUCUCGGUGGCCAACCUGGGGAACGCCUCAGAAUCUCAAGGUGUAGGGCUGAACCUCCAAGGGAACUUUUGGCUCUUCUCUGCCCUGGUCGUCUUGUGGGUCUAA